This is a messenger RNA of Gaeumannomyces tritici R3-111a-1, 216 nucleotides long. RefSeq lists its product as hypothetical. The transcript is spliced from 2 exons. Lineage: Eukaryota; Fungi; Ascomycota; Sordariomycetes; Magnaporthales; Magnaporthaceae. Bases 1 to 216 code for a protein of 71 amino acids. The record is from RefSeq and is a predicted model, not a curated record.
AUGGGGGAGAAUGAGAAGACGACAGCGGAAUUGGAAGUCGACAGUGGAAAGUCGACAGCCGAAAGACGAACUGGAAGACGACAGUGGAAAAGCAAGCAGGUCAUGCACGGCCAGACAGAACGCCAGAGGUCCUGCUCGCCUGGAGGUCGCGGAAACCUCCAGCUGCUGGCGUGCAAGGAUAAGAUUGAUGAUGAUUCCCCACUGCAGUCGUCUUGA